Molecule: messenger RNA, 2415 nt
Organism: Anopheles coustani
Lineage: Eukaryota; Metazoa; Arthropoda; Insecta; Diptera; Culicidae
Exons: 5
Coding region: 1221-2027 (268 amino acids)
Biological process (GO): negative regulation of cAMP-dependent protein kinase activity
Cellular component (GO): nucleus; cytoplasm
Molecular function (GO): cAMP-dependent protein kinase inhibitor activity
Source: RefSeq, a predicted model, not a curated record
CUUUUUCCGCGCGCGGGUUGCACACAUCCGGUGCUUCUUCCCAAGUUUUUCCAUCGGUCAGUUAACUCGGAUGUGUUGUUGUUGUUGCUCUGGUGUCCUUGAUAUUGCAUCGCCGUACAGUGCGCCAUCCCAAAAACCAUUGUCCUGAAGAGUUUGCCCCAUCCGUGACGACACCUUGUGGUGCAAUUGCAAUUGGCCCUAGGGUCGCCGUGGAUUUUUGGUGCCGUAUGCUGGCACCAAACUGACGCGCUCCUCGAGCAUCGGCCGUAACACGUUAUCGGCCGUCCAAUCGCCGCCCGCCUCGCCUCUGACGACGACGUACGACGUCACGAAUUUCACACCGCCGCGUUACCUAAACCGUAACCGUUUGCGGGGCAGGAACGGGGCUAGGUUGCAGUGCGGGCGAGUGUUCUAUCUGCUCACGCGGUUGGGAACAGUAGUCUCGUACGUGCGUGCGAAGUGCGUAGUUUGUCGAUGCGAUUCAGCUUCCCAUUGCACGGGAAAUUAGCUCGCAUCCCCCGCCGAUCCGCGGCCAACCGUGCCGACGUGUGCUGCUUGCUAAAGUGAUAGUAUUUCAUCCCCUCUUUGCCGACCCACAAGUGCGUCAUAGGUGCUGUGCGGCAAGGGGGAAGGCAUGUUGGGAAGUAAGUCGAAAAUCUGGUGCAAGUGAAACGAAGAAGGCGCGGAGCAGAGUACGUGAAAAGUGUUGUGGGUGAAGCGAAAAGUUACGUUCGUGUUGGGAUUUGCUUUCUUCCGGCCAACAGCCGGCAUGCUACAGGGUUGCCUGGCAGGUCCACCUGAUCGAGUCGCUAGUUGUUGGGCACCAUAACCGUGUUGCGAAUGUGCCCGUCAUUCGACGCGUUGUUUUGCCUACCGUAAUCGAGGGCUGAUUGAACCGCUAUCGCCAAAAUACCUUCUCGAAUCACGUCAUUACGGUGCCCCGAUUUUACCGAAAGAACAACACCCUCAACGAGUUGCGUGAAAAAUACGACGGCAUAUGGAUUGACAGGACAAACGAGUAGGACGGAUUUGAAGUCAUCCGCUGACUUCCGUCAGUCACUUUGGUUUAUUCUGCCCGGUUAAUUAUUGACGUCGAGACGAGAAGUUUUUGUUUCGAAGUUGUUCGAACUAGCGAAGUCAGCUGAAAUAGCAACUGUUUCUCAAAAUAGCGUAUUAUCGGUGUGCCAAAGUGAUUUGUUUGUAGCAUAAAACACGUGCGAAUGCUAUCUGUUCAAAACGUACGGUCGCUUCCAAUCUGCGAAAAGGUCCACCAAAGGCUAGAUACAUAUCAACAGGACAGGCGAAAGCCGCAAUUCGUAAUGAAAUCGCACGGAUCGCAACGAUCGAUGGUGGAAGUGUCGAAUCCGAUGGCUACCGGGGCCCAUCGAAGCAUUGCCGGAACCCGUUUAUGCAGGUCCCCACGGGAGGCGUACGGUGGCCACAACGGAGCGACGGUCCCCGACAGGCAGCAUCGCCGUGGCGUGGACAAGGAACAGUACCAACAGCGUGCACCGCUGCCCCGCAAAUCCAACCAGCGCCAUCCGGAGCAACAGUCGGAGAAGCUACAUGUCGUCGCUAAACCCAAGUUGAUACCACGAUUUACGCGCUUCCAAGUGUUAAGAAUUAUCAAAUUAGCGACCAUGGACAAACUGCGCGAAUCGGACGCGCCCGGGGCAGAUGACCCGACUCGGCAACGGCUCGCCACGGAAGGAACCGCUCCCACUGACGUUGGUGGUGGUGGUACCGGUGGCAACGGAUGUGGAGAGCGAGGCAAGGGUAGCGGAGAGGGCGGCUCGGACGAGUAUCACCAUCAGUUCUACAACACCGGCCGGAUAGGGCGCCGGAACGCGCUGCCCGACAUCCUCGGGACGCACUGUACCACGACCACAGCCGACCUGUCGUCACAGCUAGGAGCCCUCUCUACCUCGGAAUGCGCCGGCAAACCAUCCGAUGGAAGUGGCGUACUAAGUAGUAGUAUAGCACCACCGGGCAAUGGUCAAACGCAGACGACCACAGGAGGGACGUAAGCACCGAAACGCCAAAACAAUAUGUGACAACGAGGUGUGGCACGGAGGGAGCAGUGGACGUAAAACAGCUGUUUUCUAUCUCAUCGUGACGAAAGGGAAAACGGAAAAUUUAGUAACGCACACUCCCACAUGCCCAUAAAGGACGUUGAUCUUUCAGAUCGGAUGUCCACACCGUUGCAGUACCCCCUGACCCGGGGGUAUUGCUUUGUGCUUUUACGUUUCUUUACCACGCAUCACAACCAAAUCUCUACUAUCUUCUCUAGUUAGAAUUUCACAGACAAUGAACAGGAAGGCACAGGAAGGACAUUUUAGUUAAAAGAUUGUAUGUUGUCGGUAGCCUGUGUUGAGCUUAAUUAGUCCUUACCCAGUGUCAUUCUUCAUGCUGUUU